AAUAUAUAUGGGACUGUUAACAGGGUGUGUGUGAGGGGUCAAACCGGUCAGACGGGUUACUUGUAUAGGCCGGAGUAAAAAUGCUGACCACUGGAGAACCUAUGCGAAGCAAACCGUCCUUUCCGAGACGAUCUGUGAUUCAAACAGGUUACAUUUGGGAGUUACAUUGUAUCUUUGUCCCAGGCUCGUGCGGCACGGAAGGACACCUGUGAUAUGACCUUCAAAGGCAACAGGAGCGGCAUGCCUCAGCAGAGACUGGGCCGUGUGACGUCAGUGUUCCUGGCCUGUGUGAUGUUGACCCUGUAUAACGUCCUGACCAUGGACGGACCUUACGUCAUCACUAUCAGACUACCACAGCUCUACCCAUGGGCUAACCUCUCCAGCUGUCCACCGCGCAUGCUCAUCAGGCAGAAUGGCAACAUUACUGCAGACCCGGACCUGCUGGACGUGGAUGAGAUCCUGCCCGGUUUCCCUAAGGAGAUAGAUGACAUCAUGUAUAACGGUACCAGACUGCAGGCUCCACCACGGGAAAUACUGUCUGUCCUGGACACCAUCGACAGGACGUGGAAGUUCCGACCUGAAGCCGCUGAGGAACUCAGAUCCGCGUUGGAGGCGAACCUGAGUACCGCCCGCAUGUACAUCGUGACUCAGAACAACACGUCUAAGGACACCGCGAUGUCCCUGGCGGCUGAGAGAGUACAGUACAGGCUGUCUGCUGCUGUCGCCGCCAGGCAACCUGCGAGCUCGCCAUUUUCCUACAAACAGUUUAAAACCUGUAACAUCGUGGGCAGCAGCGGUCUGCUCAGAGGGAGUAAGUGUGGACGGGAGAUUAACAAUGCAGAAUUCAUCAUAAGGUUCAACAUGCCGCCCAUAGCAGAUGCGUUCAAAGAAGAUAUCGGAGUCAGGACUCAUUUCGUCACAUGUAACGCACUCACCGUUCACGAAGAGUAUCAGGAUAUUCGCAGCAUGCACUGGCUCAGGAUCUUUCGCAACCACAUAAUAAAGAACAAGUACGGCAAGAGCCUGAUCUUCACCAUGCCGUUUAACGUGCGCUGGAACAUACGGAGACUCAUCUGGUUCCAGACGGCAGUUCCCAAAGCAAGAGUGCCAAACAGAGUCGUCUUCAACCACCCUCACCACAAGAUAGCUGCAGAAAAGUUCUGGACCGAUAGGGGGCUUGAUGAGAAGAGCUUCUCGUCUGGUUUUUACAUGAUCAGUUCCGCUCUGUCCUUCUGUGAGAAAAUCACAGUGUACGGCUUCUGGCCGUUCAAUCUGGACAGGAACGGCGAUCCAUUGAGCUACCACUACUGGCAGAAUGGACCAAAAGACGGCGGAGUGAACAACACAUGGCACCGCAUGGACAGGGAGUUCGUCAAAAUAGUAGAACUGUAUAAGGAAGGAGUCAUCAAACUGGUCACUUCACCAUGGAACAAUGGCGGCCCGACAGUGGCCCCCAGGACUGUGGUGUCGCCCAGUAAAGUUCAGAGGAACCUCCUGCGGGAGAAGACAGAAGACCCGGCGGUCACCACACCGGCGGCCGUCUUCCCUACAGACCCCAGGGUCUUCCCCAAAAACAACAUCCGUCAGGGCAUUGAGAAGGAGGCAAACAAUACGAAGUUUCCAGACCCUCCAAUGGAAAGCGAAGUUGUAAAAACAGUCGUCACCUACAAGAUGAGGGGAGACAAGAUAAUUCGCAUCAUCAAGAAAUAUGUGAGAAAAAAGCCGAAACCCCCGCCUGUCGUUGAUUCUAAUGGACAACUCAGUAUAGAUAAACCCGAGUUGAAAAAUAACUCAGACACAAGAACUAGUAGGUCUGUUGCAGUUGGCACAAAUGAAACUUCCAACAGUGAAAAAAGAAUAGACCCUCCGGUAGUUGAUAGUGCCAAAGGCGAUAUGCAGUCAAGGGAUGUACCUGCCGAUAUUCCCAAAGCGGCUCCUGAUCAGAGUGCACAGGAAGGAUCAAGGUUAGGAGAAAUGGAAAAUACGAAGACAGACAAAGAGCCAGGAAAAACAAAUGAGGAACUAAGACCGAAUGCCGAAGGGAACGUGCCGAAUGGGCAAAAUGCACCGAGCAACGAGGAGGGAAAUGAGAACAAAGCUGCAGAUGACCACGAAGAGGCUGAGGACCCUUGCAAACCAAAAGACGAAGACUACGAACGAGAUGUCACUACGAUCGUUACGUACGCUAAAAAAGGAACCAAGACCAUCAAAAUCAUCAAGAAAAUCAUCAGAAAACGGUUAAAACCAAAGCGGGUGUGGGAGGAAACCAACAACGGAAGCGCCAGGAACAACCUGCCGGAGUACGAGCAGUACGACCAGGAGCAGAUCCAGGAUCAGAUCGACUUUAAGAUCGACAACCGCUGUAACAACAAGAAGGGCUUCACGCAGAGGUUCGAGGAGGAGGUGGCUGAGAUUGAAGAAGAAAUGGAGGUCGGGUCUGUGAACAGGACUUCUCCUUCCAAGUCUCAUAAACGGAUGACCAAAAAAGACCUGGCGCUGAAGUACAUUCUACCGGACGUGCUGAAAUUUGUGACAGGAAAUAGAUCCAGCUGGAGGUUCGACUACAAGGCUCUGGCACAAAAGAGAUUUGACCUGGAGAGGACGUGUAACGCCAGAAAUCAUUUCUUCGUCACGCAGAAAAACAUCCCGCUCGGCUCCAACUUAAGAUAUGACGUGUCCAACACGUCGGUCAAGGUCAACAGCACGCUGUUUGAUACAUUCCCUACGGCUAUCCCGUUCGCUGACAAGAUGUUCCCGCGUUGCGCAGUGGUUGGCAGCAGCGGCAUCCUCAUGAACAGUCGGUGUGGGAACGAGAUCGACUCCUCCGAUUUCGUCAUCAGAUUCAACAUGGCGCCGGUGGGUGGCCGUUUCCGUGCCGACGUCGGGUCAAAGGUCGACAUCGUCACAGUGAACGGAGACUCCAUUAGAUCACGGUACGACAAGCUGGAGACGAACAUCAGCCGUACCAUGUUCACCACGUACGUGCGCCAGUACAACCGCAACACCCUGCUGUGGUCCGUGCCCUUCACCAGCGAGGCCCACACGGCAUACGUUCUCCGGACCUACCAGGUGCUGAAGAAGGCGGGGGCGCCCCAGGCCGUGGUGUUCGCUAACCCCGGCUACAUGGCGUGUACCAACACCUACUGGAGACAGAGGGGAUUCACCAGGGCGCCUAGGUUAUCCACGGGUAUGUUCCUGACGAGUGCGGCCCUGCAGUUCUGUGAGGAAGUCUAUCUGUACGGCUUCUGGCCCUUCCCAGUGGACACCGCGGGAAACGUGCUGCCCUACCACUAUUACUCAAAAGGACAGAGGGGGCGACUCAACAAGUGGCACAAAAUGGACGACGAAUACGUCAACCUCAUGGAACUACACAAAAAGGGAAUACUUCACUUACAAACAGAUAAAUGCAGAGACUCUCUGGCACGUCUGCCAGGACUAUUGGACCGUCUCAGCAAUGGGGAAACGGUGGUCGUGGCGGAGGGAUAUCUGUUCGAGUUUGAGCGGCGCGGCUACCUCCAGGCUGGGUCGUACGUACCGGAAGUCGUGCUAGAUAACCCGGAAAUGGUCACAGCACUGCACAGGGAGUUCGUGCACGCAGGAAGUGACGUAGUUCUUGCGUUUACGUAUUACGGACACCGUGAGAAGAUGCGUCUGAUCGGGAAGGAACACCUGCUGGAACCCAUGAACCGGACCGCCCUGAAGCUGGCCCGGGAGGUGGCAGACGAGACCGGCACACUGAUGGCGGGAAACAUCUGUAACACCAACGUGUACGACUCUGCCGACCCUGCCUCAGCAGAGAAAGUCAGAGCCAUGUUCAAGGAACAAAUUGAGUGGGCUGUAGAGGGAGGCGCAGAUUAUAUCGUGGCCGAGCGAUUCGACAACCUAGGGGAAGCCAAGCUCGCAUUGGAGUGCAUCAAGCAGUAUGGAAAAGGUUUACCAGCUGUAGUGACAAUGAUCGUUUUGCGGGACCCGGUGACCAUCGAUGGCGUUCCCGUCACAGACGCCCUGAAGCAGCUGGCGGACGGAGGCGCUGACGUCGUCGGCUUCAACUGCGGCCGUGGCCCGGCAACCAUGAUGCCUCUUCUCCAGGCGGCUAAGGGCGACAUUAAGGUUCCUCUGGCCGCCAUUCCUGUGCCGUAUCGAACAAACGAGGAGAACCCCAACUUCAUGUCCUUCAAGACCGAGACCGGAGGGAACGCCUACCCGCUGGAGCUGGAGCCGCACCUCUGCACCCGGUUCGACAUCGCAGAGUUCGGCAGAAGCGCCCGGCAUCUCGGCGUGCAGUACGUCGGGGUGUGCUGCGGGAACAGCUCGCACUACCUGCGCGCCCUGGCCGAGUCUCUGGGCCGCCGCCCUGCAGCCAGCAAGUACUCCCCCGACAUGAGCAAGCACUACGCCUUUGGGACGGACGACACGCUCAGCAAGACGUACUUGGACGCGUCCCAGAAAUUCUAGCUAAAACCCUGACCGUCGUGUAUGUGUGUCUAUGUCAGUACACUUGUGAUUCGUCUUGCUGCUAAUGUAAAAUGUCUCGUUUCUUGUUGAAUAUGUCUUGUACCCAAGAAUAUCCACUCUUAUUUGAAAUUGCAAAUAAAUCCCCUGGCCAAAUGAAA
This is a messenger RNA of Branchiostoma belcheri (Belcher's lancelet), 4613 nucleotides long. RefSeq lists its product as uncharacterized. Gene Ontology annotation, biological process: oligosaccharide metabolic process; N-glycan processing. Lineage: Eukaryota; Metazoa; Chordata; Leptocardii; Amphioxiformes; Branchiostomatidae. The coding region runs from base 214 to 4455 and encodes 1413 amino acids. The transcript has 23 exons. The record is from RefSeq and is a predicted model, not a curated record. Gene Ontology annotation, molecular function: alpha-N-acetylneuraminate alpha-2,8-sialyltransferase activity.